Micropterus salmoides (largemouth bass) is the source of this 1875-nucleotide messenger RNA. Its product is annotated as macrophage mannose receptor 1-like. The coding region runs from base 65 to 1171 and encodes 368 amino acids. The transcript has 5 exons. The record is from RefSeq and is a predicted model, not a curated record. NCBI's taxonomy places the organism in Eukaryota, Metazoa, Chordata, Actinopteri, Centrarchiformes, Centrarchidae.
UUCAUCAGCACAUGAGGAGAGACACCAGAGUGAAGCUGCUGCGAGGACUCAGAAGAUAGCAAAGAUGCAGUGGAGUCUGUUUCUGCUCAUUCUGAUGGGUCAGUGGUCCUUCUUCGCAUGUCAUCUCUAUGAGUAUCACUUUGUUGGAGAGAAGAAGACCUGGUAUGAAGCCCAGAAGUAUUGCAGAGAGAAUUAUAUUGACCUGGCCACAGUGUCUAACAUGGCAGACAUGAAGAGACUCAAUGACACUACAGUGCAGCAAGGAGAAGCCUGGAUUGGGCUGUACAACCAAACACAAUCCAUCAGGACGUGGCACUGGUCUAUGCCAGGAGUGGAGUUCAAUGAAAGCGAGACAAAUUGGACCUUGGGAGAACCGAAUGAUAUUGGAGGAGUAGAGAACUGUGGGUUUAUACGGGAGGAUAGCAAUUGGAGAGAUGGGUCUUGUGAACAUGUUGAGAGUUAUUUCAUCUGUUAUGAUGAAAAUAAUGCAACAGACAAAUACCAUCUGAUUAAAGAGAAGAAGAAGUGGUCAGCGGCUCAAGAAUACUGUAGGGAGCGUUACACAGACCUGGUCAGUGGACUAAAGCAGUUUCAAGACAUGUCACAAAAACUCGCUGUAGACAUCCAGUCUGUAAACAAAGAUAUGUGGGUGUGGAUCGGCCUGUUCAGAGACUCCUGGAUGUGGUCAGAUGGGAGCAGUUUCUCUUUCAGAAACUGGGAUCUGAAUCAGCCAGAUAAUAAAUGUGCCAUGACUGAGUUAAAUGUAUCUGGAAAAUGGAGCUCUGAUGACUGCAAUGAAACAAAACCCUUCUUCUGCUAUGACGAUAAAGUGAUCCUGAUCAAAGAAAAUAAGACCUGGGAGGAGGCCUCAUAUUACUGCAGAGAGAACUACAGUGACCUGGUCUCCAUCACUAACCCUCACCAGCAGAUUUGGGUCCAAGAGAGAGCCAAGAACGCCUCAACUGAUUUCGUCUGGCUGGGACUGCGCUACACCUGCACUCUGGAUUUCUGGUUCUGGGUCAGCAAUGAUGUUGUCAACUAUACAAACUGGGCCCCAGGAGAAAAGACUGAUGACUGUGGCAUGUCUGGAGCCAUGGACAGAGGAGGACAACAUCAGUGGUUCAAAAACCUGGAUAAUAACAAGUUUAAUUUCAUCUGUUCUAAGUGUUGAAACCCACUCUGCUCACUGGUGUCAGAUGUUUUAUUCAUUCACUCAUGUUGUGUUUAGUGGUGUAAUACUUUUGAAGAAGUCUACACUACAUAUCUUCUUUGGGUUUAUUGAAUGGCUUUCUGGGAAAAGUGGCCACACUGAAUUUAGUCACAAAGUACCACAAGAUUACUGAGGAUGUGGCCAAUAACAAGUUUUUCUGUCUCCUUUUUCUGAAUCACUGAAUGAUCACUAGAUGCCAGAUCACAGUGACUGUUUGUUAUUCUCUGAGGUUGUUGUGAUAUUUUCUUUCUCUUAAAGUGUGGAUCUUUUAUUAAUCGUCCAUCCUUCUAUAAUUCAAAAUGUGUAUUUUGUUUUCCUAUCUAUCCAACGAAGGUUAAAAUCAAGGGCAACUGGACUUGGUUGAUCAACCAAGUCCAGUUGAUUUUUUUCGUUGGAUAACUAUGACCUGGAUGACUGAGAAUCUUCAUAGACUUUUCCUAUCUAUAUCUUUUCAAGAGAAAAUAGGAAUAAAUACACACAUCCACAGUAUACUAUACUGCUUUACGUUUGCCUCUAUAUAUUUAAUAUUAAACAUUUUAAGUUUCGGUAGAGAUUUGGUGAUGGGGUCAUAUUAUGUGAAAUCUCAAAUGUCUUCUUUGAUGGUCAUAUAUUUGCAUUUUUAUGUAAACAGUUUUCUCUGAGGUUAAAUAAACUGUUAAACCAUG